UGCGAGCGAAACCUUCGUUCUCGUCAUCUGAAGAAGAAUAGCACGUGCCUCAACCUGACAAGGAUUUCACAGAAGAUCCAUGAAAUCAGCGGUCAUCUGAGACCACCGAGUGAUUGCCCAGAGUCCAUUUAUAAAAAGCGCUCACCAUGCGGCCCAAACAAAACAAUUAUAAUAUUAUAUUUAGGUUUUUUUUCUCUUAAACCCCAGCUGUUUAUUUAAUAUAUGUUAUUUCCAUGUCUGACUCUCACACAAAACAAGCAAGCCUCUAACAGAGAGAGAAGGAAAAGUAGAGACAAAGAAUUUUUUUUGUUAGAUUUUAGGAAUGGGAGCUCUAGUUCCAGUUUCUCCUUGGUUACCAGAAGAUGACCUUUUGUUAAAGAACUCUAUUGAGGCUGGUGCUUCCUUGGAAUCACUUGCUAAAGGUGCAGUGCAGUUUUCCAGGAAAUUCACUGUUCGAGAACUGCAAGAUAGGUGGCAUUCUCUUCUUUAUGAUCCAGUUAUUUCUGCCGAGGCUUCUUUCCGCAUGAUUGAGUUUGAGCAUUCUGCACCCACUCUACCGUCAAAAUUCAGUAGAGCUGGAAAUUCAAAAGAAAACAGAAGUUUUUCUGGUAAGAGAAAAGUAGAAAGUGUCCGCAGUUGUUAUUAUGCUUUGCGUAAGAGAAUUAGAAAUGAGCCUUUUAACUCUAUGGAUCUGAGUUUUCUUGUUGCACCUAGUGAAGAAAAUUUAUUUGGAAAUGAAGACGAACCUCUAUCUGGAAACUGCAUGCUGGGCGAUCCAAUGCCAAAUCAUUAUGGGCUUCAAGAAUCAAAUUUGGAUAUUAUGCAGCAUGCUUUUCCUGAAGCGGAUGCUGGAACUGCUGUGGAGAAUGGUUGCAUGGCUCAUGGUUUUCAUGGGGAACUUGUUCACCCAGUUGAUGAAGAUUUUGCUAUGCAGCAUGAUAAUAUUCAUGAAGAUAUUCCUGAUAUGUUUGAAGAGAAUCCUCCUUUUACAGGGCAUGGCCCUGGACUUGAGGAAUUGGGUCAACCAAAACAAGUUCCCAGCCUGUUUGGAGUAGAACAUUUAGAGGCAAAUCCACCAUCUACCUAUGGGCAAAUUCAUAAUGAUCCAGGAAAUGUUUGCUCUGAGUUUGAAGGUAACCAGGUCUUUCAUUCACCUAUUCCAGAGUGUGAUGUUUCAUUUCAGAACUUGGAGUACUCAUCUCCACUUCCUGAGAUGCCAAUUUGGAAAGCAGUUGAAGAGAUAUCAACACCGGCUAUUCCAGUUGAUGACAGCCUUAGAGAAAAAGAUAUGCAUGCUGGAGAUGCAUUUGCACUUCGUGAUGAUGGUGGUGAGGACACAAGUGCACCAGGAUGUGACUUUGUCCACACUGAUUCAAAUUUGAAGAUGCAGAUGUCAUGUGAUGAUUUAAAAAGUCCUGCUGCUAGCACAGAAAAUUAUCUGGCUGAAUUGUCCAAUUCUCUUCUGAACUUUACAAAUGAUGAAGAACUCCUCCUCAUGGAUGUUGAUGGAAAAGAAAUGAUUGAUAAGUCUUACUAUGAUGGUCUUUCACUUUUGUUGAGUUCACCAAAUGAGGUCAAUGAAGACCACAUGCCCAGUCCAGAACCAGAGACAUUGGCUAACCAAACAAAUUCGUCUGGUAUAUUUCUUGCUGAGUCAGUUGAAAAAGUCCAAAUGAAAUCGUCUGCGUCUGCUUUGGAUCCUCGAUUUCCUGAACUGAUUGAUGGAAUUAUUUGCUGCACAUUGAACACUGAAGAUCCAGAUAUUCCUUGCAAUGAUGAUGUUUUCCUACCCAUUCAUACACACCGUCUCUCAGCUCCCAUUGCUACCAGGCGCAAUUUUAAAGAAGUUGGUAAUCCAAUUUCUACAUCUGUUAAGGACUUUCGAAGCAACCCAAGAUCUAAUGAAGGACAUCCAGUCUUGAUGCAGAGAGAUCAAGAGAACCCUGGACAAUCUCAUGCCUCAUCUCAUAUGAUGGGAUCACAGGGGAUACCAGAAAAAGGUCAACUGCACCCAGUUCUUGAUUGUGGAGUUAAAUUUGAGUCCCCACAUUUGGCAUCUAGAACUUCGGCUAUUGCUUCCGGUGGUUCCAUUCAAAUUAAUGCAGUGAAUGUUGGCACAGACACUCUCCAACAUGCAAGACUGAAGGAAGAGACUGAGGAGAUAGCAUUGGUGAAGGAUCUUGGUCGUUCCUUGACUGAUUCCUUUCUGGAGAAGCCAGCUUUUGGCUCUGAUGACUACAAAAGCCAUGAGAGAAAUGCUAGUGGCAUUAAACUGGAAUUAGAUGCUCUGGCAGCAAUUCAAGAUCGUCAAGCAUCAAAUGCAGAAGCAGGAUCUAUAAAUAUCCCUGAUUCAGAGCCAGUCAUAAAUCCUCCAACAUCAGAGAUAGAGCUAUCAAUUGAGAGUGAUGAUGAUGAUGUGCCAUAUUUUUCUGAUAUUGAGGCGAUGAUACUUGAUAUGGACUUGGAUCCAGAUGACCAGGAUUUAUAUGAGCUGGAAGUCUCUAAAUAUCAGCAUGAAGAUUCUAGGAGGGCAAUUAUCAGGCUUGAACAGGGUGCUAAUUCUUACAUGCAAAGAGCCAUUGCUUCUCAUGGAGCAUUUGCCAUUUUGUGUGGCCGCUAUUCAAAGCAUUAUAUUAAGAAACCUGAGGUUUUACUUGGUAGAGGUACAGAGGAUGUUGUUGUUGACAUUGACUUAGGAAGAGAAGGGCGUGCAAAUAAAAUAUCUCGACGGCAGGCAAUCAUAAGUAUGGACAAAGUUGGAUCUUUUCAUCUGAAAAAUCUUGGCAAGUUUUCAAUAUCAGUAAAUAACAAGGAAGUAGCCCCUGGACAGAGUCUGAGCCUUAAUUCUGGUUGUUUGAUUGAGAUAAGGGGAAUGCCAUUCAUAUUUGAGACAAACAAAACUUUCACGAAAUGGUACCUGGAUAGCGUCUCCAAAGAAAAACCAAACUCAUGAGCUCCAAGUUCAAAUCAUUGCACACGUCAUGAACUAGAAUGCCAUCGGAAGGUGCUUAUUUUUUGCUGCACUUUCUGAGUUCCUUUUGCAAGCUAUGUUUGGAUCUGUUAUAGUAUUGUGUAACUAGGUCUUUUGGAUACAGGGAGAAUAGGAUAUUUACUAAUUUUACUAGGCAUUUUGUAUUCUAUAGAGCUAUUUCUUCUCUCGACUUUUGUAUGCGUUUUGUUAGACAUAGGUUAUACUGGCAGUAGUAUUGCAUCACCCUCAGGGAGCUAGCCACAUCUCCCUUAAAACUUCAGUCAAUAGGGAUAUAAGAACUGAGAAUACUGUUUCCAAACUUCUAGAAUGUCCGGACUUGAAUCAUAUUCUUGACUCUGGAAUUACCCUCGACAGGAAAUUGUAAAUUGGAAAAUAACGAAAGCUGAAUGA
Messenger RNA from Pistacia vera, 3382 nucleotides. RefSeq lists its product as uncharacterized. Gene Ontology annotation, cellular component: Ino80 complex; MLL1 complex; NSL complex. The coding region runs from base 323 to 2953 and encodes 876 amino acids. The transcript has 7 exons. Gene Ontology annotation, molecular function: G-quadruplex RNA binding; protein binding. The record is from RefSeq and is a predicted model, not a curated record. Lineage: Eukaryota; Viridiplantae; Streptophyta; Magnoliopsida; Sapindales; Anacardiaceae. Gene Ontology annotation, biological process: positive regulation of transcription by RNA polymerase II.